Rhagoletis zephyria (snowberry fruit fly) is the source of this 2852-nucleotide messenger RNA. NCBI's taxonomy places the organism in Eukaryota, Metazoa, Arthropoda, Insecta, Diptera, Tephritidae. The record is from RefSeq and is a predicted model, not a curated record.
UGUGCGGCCUUCUGCAGAUGGGCGUAGUGGCCAUCUUUGAUCCCUUUGAUGGACACAUAUCACAUCACAUUCAGUCGAUCUGUGACGCCAAGGACAUUCCGCACAUUGAAACUCGCUGGGAGUUUAAAAAUAAUCGCAAUGACCCAGAGUCUAUUAACUUGUUUCCCAAAACUUCGCUGUUAACUAAAGCUUACGUUGAUAUUGUUAAAGCUUGGAAUUGGGAGCACUUUGCAAUAGUGUACGAAAACAGUGAAGGCCUUUUUCGCUUACAAGACUUUUUUAAAGAAGCCGAAGCUCGAAAUUGGAAAAUAAAGUUGCAUCAAUUUGAGUUUGGAAAACCCUAUCGCGACACAUUUUGGAAAAUUAAAGAAGAAGGCGAACUAAAUAUUAUACUUGAUGUGAAAAACGAGAACAUUUUUCGAGCUUUAAAACAUGCCCAACAAGUUGGUCUUAUUACUGAAGCACAUAGCUAUUUAAUUACACAUUUGGACCUUCAUAUGAUUGACUUGGAAGACUUUAAAUUUGGCAAAACCCGUAUUACUGCCUUCUCUUUGAUAAACAGCAACACCGAAGAGCACAAGCAGCUGAUGGUGGACUGGAAAAAGGAGUACCCAAAUCAGUUUACCGGACAAAUAUCGACGGAAGCAGCACUGCUCUACGACGGUGUGAGCAUGUUGGCAAUUGCAAUGCGAGACCUUGACCACUCUCAGGCAAUACAAAUUCAACAGGUCACCUGUGAGGGCGCCGAGCCGUGGGCGCAAGGCAGUUCACUGAUCAACUUUAUGCGACCGGUAAACUUUACCGGCCUCACGGGUUAUGUCGGUUUUGACGACCUAACCGGCGCAAGGUCCAAGACGGCGUUGCGCAUUGUCACCGUCAGACCGACGGGCCUAGAAGAGAUUGGCAGCUGGCAGGAAGGCCCUGACGCAGAGCGCCGCCUGAACAUCAACCACAGCUGGGACGACCACUACUCCAACUCGGCGCUGCAGAAUAAGACGCUCAUAAUCACGACGGUAAUCAACAAGCCGUAUACCAUGGACAAGGACUCGCCCUUCAAGCGGAUCGGCAACGACCGUUACGAGGGCUACGCCAUCGACCUGAUCGCCGAGUUGGCAAAGAUACUGCACUUCAAAUACGAGUUUCGCCUGGUGAAGGACAACGCCUACGGGCGGCCGGACAAGAACGGCACCUGGAACGGAAUGAUGGGCGAGCUGAUUCGCGGAGAGGCCGACCUGGCUGUCGCCGACCUGACUAUCACCUCGAAGAGAGAGGGCGCAGUUGACUUUACGCAUCCUUUCAUGAACACCGGCAUCAGCAUUCUCUUUAAGAAACCGACGAAGAAGGUGACCUCGCUCUUCUCCUUUCUCUCGCCCUUCUCCUACUUUGUGUGGAUGAACGUCCUCUGCGCCUACAUUGGCGUUUCCUCGAUUCUCUUCGUCGUCGGCCGCCUGUCGCCCUACGAGUGGGAGAAUCCGCAUCCCUGUCGGCAGGAGGAGCAAGUGCUGGAGAAUAGCUUUAGUCUGUCGAACAGUUUCUGGUUCACUAUUGGCUCUCUCAUGCAGCAGGCCUCGGAUUUGACGCCAAAAGCAAUGUCAACCCGAACGAUAGCUGCAAUUUGGUACUUUUUUACCCUGAUUAUGAUUGCCUCAUACACCGCCAACCUGGCCGCUUUUCUGACCGUCGAGAAGAUAGUGUAUCCAAUUGAGAACGCCAAAGACUUGGCUGCUCAGGAAAAAAUCAAAUACGGCUGCCUUGUUUCAGGCUCGACGGCGUCAUUCUUCUCGGAGUCAAACUUGGACUACUACAAAGUAAUGUGGAACUUCAUGACCAAACAUGCCGACGAGGUGUUUAUGAAGUCAAACGAAGAAGGCCGAAAGGCGGUGGAGGAACGGGACGGAACGUACGCCUUCCUCAUGGAGUCAGCCUCCAUUGAGUACACCAUUGAGAGGGAGUGCAACCUGACGCAAAUCGGCGGACUGCUCGACUCGAAAGGAUACGGAAUCGCCACUGCUAAAGACUCGCCGUACCGAGUGCCGCUGUCGCAAGCCAUCCUGCAGCUGCAAGAGAGCGGCGACUUGCUGAUGCUCAAAGAGCGCUGGUGGAAGCAGAAGAAAGGCGGCGGCCAGUGCGCCGAAGACAGCAAAAAGGGCUCCGGAACGGAAUCAGUCUGUGAAGAGAUCAUUCACGAUCUCAAAUUUGCUCUAAUGUGCCAAAGUUCCUCAAAUUAUGCCUCCACCGCUAAUUCUGAGACGCUAGAGUACCUAGUGGAGGAACUCUACCGUGAACGAGGCAUCAAGAAAAUCGUCAUGGAGUGGUAUCCGGAAGAAAUUGUCUCCGAUGCCAUAAGAGAGAUGUUUGUUCCCCACGAGACUAGGCUCGUCAGGUGGACAAAACACAGCCCCGAAAUUGGCAGUGUUGCCAGGGUGCUGAGAAGUUUGAUCCGCAGUCAGUUCCGAGAAGGAAUGACUGAUCUGGACAAAGAAGCUGUUGUGGAGCAGGUGUUGGAGGUUUACAACCUCACCUACCAACCACUGGUAAAGGCACAGCCUGAACAGCUACUGUACGGUGUCAGACGUACAGAUGAGCUAUAUCUUGAGGAUCACCCCGUAGAAACUCAAGUCUGGGAUUACGAGGAUUGGAUCAAUUCGACUGAGGCUGAUUCUGAAGCCCAGAAUGAUCAAUCCAUCCCAGGGGCCGAAGGCCAGAUGCAGGACGACCAAUGGAAUGGUGUUCGCAUUAUCUUUGACAGAAUCGACAUACAAGAUUAUGUUCACACUGUCACUGACAACGAGGAGGAGGAGAUUGACAGCGCCCCUGUAAAAGGGCCCCUCUCCCCAUCCAAGGGAGACUGA